Messenger RNA from Emiliania huxleyi CCMP1516, 357 nucleotides. RefSeq lists its product as hypothetical. Lineage: Eukaryota; Haptophyta; Isochrysidales; Noelaerhabdaceae. The transcript has 2 exons. The coding region runs from base 1 to 357 and encodes 118 amino acids. The record is from RefSeq and is a predicted model, not a curated record.
AUGGCCUCCCACCGCAUCGGCGCCCGCCUCGCGGGCCUCUCGCAAGAGCAGCUGAUCGAGCUGAUCGACAAGCAGGCGCCCCUCUGGAGCGCCGCCGCGCUGCGCGUGGCGGAGGAGCACGCCGCACGGCUCGUGGAGCAGCCCGAGUGGAUCCUCUCCGAGGUCCUCCUCUCGCCGGACCUCGUGCCGCACAUCCUCGCCCAGCUGCCGACCACGGAGCACGCCGCCUCGUUGCCAUCGACCGGCGCCGCGACCGGCCUCUCGGACGCAUGGAAGGGGUGGAGCGAGCAGAGCGCACGCUGGUGCGGCAAGUGCUCGGGCAGCAAGCCUGUGCGGUGCAAGCAAGGGAGUGGGUAA